AUUUUAUUUACGAGCAAGGUCAGAAAGACAUUAUUGUUAAAAAUAGAUUGAAAGAACAUAUCCAAUUUUGGAAAAACAUUGGCGCCAAUCAAUUUAUUAUUGAUUCUAUAGAACACGGUUAUAAGAUUCCAUUUUAUUCUUUACCCGAAAGCGUAUUGCUUAAAAACAAUAAAUCAGCAUGUGAUAAUAGGGAGUUUGUAAGGAAAGCAAUUACAGAUUUGUUAGAUCGGGAUUUGGUAGAAAAAACAGAUGCCCCUCCUCGUGUUGUUAACACUUUUUGUAUCCAUUCAAAGUAAUGGUAAAAAACGUCUCAUUUUGGAUCUGAGAUGGGUAAAUAAACACGUAUGGAAACAAUCGGUUAAAUAUGAGGAUUUGAGAUUAGGUUUGAUGUUUGUUAAAGAAGGGGGAUUUAUGAUAAAGUUUGAUAUACAUUCUGCUUACCAUUUUGUGGAUAUAUAUCCUGAACAUACAACUUACCUUGGGUUUUCGUUUGAAGAUGAUCAUGGUGUAGUUAGUAACUUUAGGUUCAAGGUUCUUGCAUUCGGGUUGGGUGUAGCACCUUAUUUUUUCACUAAGCUUACAAGGCCACUUAUAGCAAAGUGGAGGGGCGAAGGUAAACGAGUUAUUAUGUUAUUGGAUGAUGGUUUUGGUACACAUGAUAAUUAUGAGGAGACGAAAAAGCUUGCGUCUGAUAUAAAGCAAGAUUUGCUUCUCUCUGGGUUUAUCCCUAAUGUAGAUAAAUGUAUCUGGGAACCAGUACAGGAAAUGGAGUGGCUGGGUGUUAAUAUUAAUAUGAGAGAGUUUUCAAUAAGAAUUCCUGAAAGAAGAAUUAGCAAGGCUAUGAAAACCAUCAAUAGUUUAUUGGGCUCUGUAUAUUUGCCAGUAAGAAAGGUAGCUAGUUUAAUUGGUCAAAUUAUUUCUAUGAGUAUUGUAAUUGGCCCUGUAGCUCAAAUAAUGACUAGAUAUUUGAGUAUCGAUGUUGCGAAAGAGUGCACGUGGAAUGCGUAUGUUAAGUUGUCAAUCGAUAGUGUAGAGCAAUUGGCAUUUUGGAGAGAAACGCUCAAUUUGCUUAACAAAAGAUUGCUUGUUGCUACUGGCGCGUGCUCAAAAGUAGUAUACAGUGAUGCAUCUGCUGUGUCUUAUGCCGGAUAUGAGGUAGGGACGGUGAAUGUUGUGGCGCAUGGGUCAUGGUCGUCAGAGGAGACUAAAAUGUCUUCUACUUGGCGGGAACUUUGUGGAGUUUAUAGAGUUUUAAAGUCAUUAAUUGAUGUGCUUGCAAGUCACCGCGUUUAAUGGUUUACAAACAAUCAGGGAGUUUGUAGUGUUAUUAAAAAAGGUUCUAUGAAAAAGGAUCUACAAGAUUUAGCUAUCAAAAUAUUCCAAUUAACAGCGAAAAAUUCAAUUCAUUUAGAAGUUGAAUGGAUUCCGAGAGAAGGAAACGGUUUGGCAGAUUAUUUAUCUAAGAUUAUAGAGACGGAUGACUGGGGAAUUGGUUUAAAUGUAUUUGAAAUGUUGCAAAGUAAAUGGGGCCAUUUAGAUGUAGAUGUUUUUGCGUCAGAACAUACUGCUAAAGUUUUAACAUUCUUUAGUAGAUUUUGGUGCCCUAAAUCUGCAGGUAUCGAUGCAUUUACAUUUGACUGGAGUAUGUUUUUUGGGCUGUACGUUCCUCCUGUUACUCUAAUUCCCAGAGUUUUGAGUAAAAUGGCGUAUUGUAAAGCGAAAGGCGUUUUGGUUGCGCCAGAAUGGAAAUCGGCUAGUUUUUGGCCACUUAUAUGUGAUAAUUCUGGCGACUUUAGUGCAUUUGUUAAAGAUUUUAUCUUUUUGCCUACAAAUAAAGAUUCAUAUACACCAUGCAGAAAUGGUGUUGGAAUAUUUGGUACAGAAAACCUGCGGUUCAGAAUGAUUGCUUUUUUCGUUGACUUUUAAAGGCUCUACUCGUCAUGUGUAAUUUACCAUAUCAUGAAUAAGGUGUUUCCCUAUAUAACAGAUUCUGUUUUUGCCCUAAAUUCAAAAGAGGGAGCACGAGGUUUUCGGGUGUACGAGGUUUUCGUGCAUGGUUAAUGAGUAUGCGCUGAGGUGUACAGCGGUUAUGGCGCUUGCCAUUUUACAGUGACCUGUAACACACAAGGUGUGGGAACGUGAGUGUAAGCACGAUACGAGGUGUCGGUAUCGGCUGUAGUGGUUGUAAUAGAAAUUGGAAUGUAUUUGUUGUUUUUUUUAAAUGUGUGUGUUUAUGUUGAAUGUUUUAUUAACACGAAGUUGUCGGUUUACAUAUGUUGUUAAUUUUACUCGUGAAUGAGUAUGCGCUGAUGUGUUCAGCGGUUAAGGCGCUUGUCUUAAUUGAAGCCACAGUGGGUUGUUACACACCAGGUGUAGGAACGUGCGUUUAAGAACGGUGCGACGUGCCGGUAUCGGUUGUCGUGGUUGUAUUAUAAAUUAAUGCAUUUGUCUGUUGUUGUUGUUUUAAUGAGUGUGUUAAUGUUAAAGUUUUUAUAAACACGAAUUUGUGUGUUUAAAUAUGUUGUUAAUUUUACUCGUGAAUGAGUUUGCGCUGAUGGUUCAGCGGUUAAGGCGCUUGUCUUAAUUGAAGCCACAGUGGCUUGUUACACACCAGGUGUGGGAACGUGCGUUUAAGCACGGUGCGACGUGCCGGUAUCGGUUGUCGUGGUUGUAUUAUAAAUUAAUGCAUUUGUCUGUUGUUGUUGCUUUAAUGAGUGUGUUAAUGUUAAAGGUUUUAAAAACACGAAUUUGUGUGUUUAAAUAUGUUGUUACUUUUACUCGUGAAUGAGUAUGCGCUGAUGGUUCAGCGGUUAAGGCGCUUGUCUUAAUAGAAGCCACAGUGGCUUGUUACACACCAGGUGUGGGAAUGUGCGUUUAAGCCGGUAUCGGCUGUCGGGUUAUUAAUAUACAUUGGGAUGUAUUAGUUUGUUUUGAACUUUUUAUUUACAUACAUAUGUGUGUUUACAUCUGUUUUUUCAGAGACAUGCAGAUGACAUAAACGCGCUGCCUGACGUCUUGGUGGGGGGGAGUGUCCUUGCUGCCGGAGUUACUCAAACAAUCAAGAGCUAUUAACACAUCAGAGGCAUACAGAAGGGGGUUUAAAAGUCAUCCAAGACCGACAAGUAUCGGGAUGGAGCAUGGGUGCCUUUAGCUAGAACUGAUCGGGUGGAGCCACAGCGGCAGCUAACAUGGGUAUUCCUGACCGUUUGUUUAAGCGUCACGGACGAUGGUCCAGUGAGUCCGCGAAGGAUGGUUAUGUUAAGGAUUCGAUAGAUGACAGGCUAAGGGUGUCUAAGUGUUUAGGUUUGUAAUUGUUAUAAUUAUGUAAAUAUUAAGAACAAUUGUUAAAAUAUUUAUUUGUUGACAAUUAUGUUACGUUUAGUAGCCCGUUCUUUUAAUUCAGCCGGUAUGCGAGUCCCUGCGGCUUGUACCAAAAAACAGAGUUUUUGUUUGUUUGCUAUAUAGGCAAAGGAGGGAUGUAAGGGAAAUAUAAUUUUCGAUGUUUGAAAUUUAUUGAAUGAGUCGAAAAUUACUUUCCCUUCAGUAUGAAUUUGCCGCUAGAGGCGCUCUAGAAGCACGAGGUUUUCGUGCAUGGUUAAAACGUGGUCAGUUUUCGUCAUUCAGCUUUGGGAACUCGCACGCCUUAACUGCAGGCUGAUUAACCAUUUUGCGAGAUAUGAUUGUCGCUGUCAUGCUGGUCUAGACAUGGCGGGCCAAAUCAUCGAGAAAGGUCGCAUCAUCGCUUACAGAAUCCAGUGGUUUAACGGCUCGUGGUCGACCUGGUUCGGCCCUGACUUGAACGACCUUGACAUCAAGUUCAACAUCAACUCCGCGACUUGUGCCGCUCCGAUUAGGACAGAUCAAUGAGAAGAAUGUGGUCCUAUUUCUACGACCACAUUCACGAGUUUAUUAUUUGUAAGCCGAAUUAGUUGCAAGAGCAUUAAAUGUAUUUAAAUACUUGAACUUAAAAAAAUAGGCGCGUAUUCCUUUAUCUGAUAUGUGAAUGUUGCUUCAAAUAUUCAGUGUGAACGAAAUGCGUUUCACUAAAUAAAAUAAUUUAAAUUAUAAA
Dreissena polymorpha is the source of this 4069-nucleotide messenger RNA. RefSeq lists its product as uncharacterized. Lineage: Eukaryota; Metazoa; Mollusca; Bivalvia; Myida; Dreissenidae. The coding region runs from base 250 to 1293 and encodes 347 amino acids. The transcript is spliced from 4 exons. The record is from RefSeq and is a predicted model, not a curated record.